GAAAAAUCUUAAAUAGAUUGCGUUUUAUGAAAUGGAAUUGAUAGUUGCGUUGGCGGCAUAGCUUAUCCUCUACGCUAAUGGACGUCAGAAUCCCUCCCAAAAACCAAAAUUUUGAGAUAAUAUUAGGUUCUUCGUCGAAGGCCCGUCGCGAGAUUCUGGCGGAGAUGGGCUAUGAUUUCACCAUCCUGAGUGCAGAUAUAGAUGAGAAAAGUAUCAGGAAGGAAAAACCUGAAGACCUUGUGAUGGCCCUAGCUGAAGCAAAGGCUGAUGCUAUUAUGAAGAAGCUCAACAGAACUGCUCAAGUGGAGGACAUAUCACGCUCUACCCUGCUGAUAACUGCUGAUACAGUGGUGGUGUAUCAAGGGACUAUUAGAGAAAAGCCGACAUCUGCGGAAGAAGCACGACAGUUUAUUAGAGACUAUUCUGGUGGAUCAGGCAAAGUUGUGGGAUCAGUAGUUGUAACUAACUUGGUAACAGGUAGUAGAAAAGGAGGAUGGGAGAGUGCAGAGGUUUAUUUCCUAGAUAUACCUGAUGAAGUCAUUGAUAGCCUGAUUGAGGAGGGAAUAACUUUUAAUGUUGCUGGAGGUUUGAUGCUUGAACAUCCACUGAUUUUGCCUUUGGUAGACACUGUGGUCAGACUCUAUCUCUCUCUCUCUCUCUGUAGGAACUGCUGAUUGCGUGAUGGGACUCUCAAAAACAUUGACAGAGAAACUUAUGCAGGAGGCCCUAGUUGAAUCCAUGGUUUAGUUAACACAAAACAAACAUGGAAAGAUUCGCAUACUUGUGAAAUAUUGUUUCAACCAUUGCUCUCCAAAUGAACAACUAGCGUCCAUCAUUACCUAAAUAUUUCGAUUGUGUAUUUCUGCAA
Messenger RNA from Salvia splendens (bonfire salvia), 868 nucleotides. RefSeq names its product 7-methyl-GTP pyrophosphatase. The record is from RefSeq and is a predicted model, not a curated record. Lineage: Eukaryota; Viridiplantae; Streptophyta; Magnoliopsida; Lamiales; Lamiaceae. The transcript is spliced from 9 exons. The coding region runs from base 78 to 674 and encodes 198 amino acids. Gene Ontology annotation, molecular function: nucleoside triphosphate diphosphatase activity.